AUGCCCACAAUUCGAGUGAUGCUUGCCAUUGCCCUAUACAACAAUUGGAAGCUAACCGAAACAAUCUACAUCAGGCAACCAAAGGGCUUUGAGGACAGCUUAAGACCGAACCAUGUUUGCCGCCUCAACAAAGCCAUCUAUGGGCUCAAACAGGCGCCCCGCCAAUGGUACAACACGUUCACAUCCGUUCUUGUUUCCCUUGGCUUCCGUCAUAGCCAAUCGGAUCCGUCUCUACUUCUGUACACCAAAAAUCAAGUAAAAAUUUUCUUACUUAUCUAUGUAGAUGAUAUAUUGGUUGCAGGAAAUGAUUCUAUACUAAUCUCUUCUAUUUUAGCUAAACUAAAUUCAGAAUUUGCUAUGAAACACCUUGGGGAAGUACAUGAUUUUUUGGGAAUCCAAAUAUCCAAAUCUAACUCAUCUUAUUUUCUGUCACAGGCUCAAUACGAGUAUAAAAUUUUACAACAAGCGGAGCUCACCUCGUGCAAUCCCCUUUCGAACCCGACCUGUACCAAACUUCCAGCAGAAUUCAAAACAGACUCCCUCCCCUCCGAUCCAGCGUUUUACCGUAGCAUUGCUGGAGCUUUACAAUAUUUAACGUUAACUCGUCCUGACAUUUCGUUUAGUGUUAAUCUACUUUCUCAAAAUAUGCAUGAUCCAUCUCCAAAACACUUCUAUCUUCUAAAACGUCUCCUAAGAUAUAUACAAGGUACGUUACAUUUUGGUCUUCCCAUUACAAAAACUGACUUAGUUCUAAAAUCCUUUUCAGAUGCCGACUGGGCAGGAGAUCCGGUCACAAGAAAGUCUACCACAUGUUUUUGCUCCUUCUCAGGAGCAACUCUGGUGUCUUUGACAGUAAAAAAACAGCGUACUGUGUCAAGAUCAUCCACGGAAUCUGAAUUCCGUGCGCUUGCUGCUCUAGCUUCGGACAUCAUAUGGCUAAGAUGGCUUUUAUUAGAUUUCGGUAUCUCCCAGGCAUACUCUAUGAAUUUAUAUUGUGACAACAUGUCGGCCAUUGCCUUGGUCAAUAACCCGGUGUUUCACUCCAGAACUAAACACAUAGAAAUUGAUAAAAAAUUUCUACGAGAUCACAUUCAACAAAAUAACAUUACCUUGCAUCCUAUCAGUACAAUUGAUCAGGUAGCAGAUAUACUAACCAAGCCGUUAUCAACUCCAAGGUUUCACCAACUUCGUCUCAAAUUGACAAUCGUUCAAGAUCCAUCAAUUUGA
This is a messenger RNA of Dendrobium catenatum, 1227 nucleotides long. RefSeq lists its product as uncharacterized. The transcript is spliced from 2 exons. Bases 1 to 1227 code for a protein of 408 amino acids. NCBI's taxonomy places the organism in Eukaryota, Viridiplantae, Streptophyta, Magnoliopsida, Asparagales, Orchidaceae. The record is from RefSeq and is a predicted model, not a curated record.